Lactuca saligna is the source of this 1368-nucleotide messenger RNA. Lineage: Eukaryota; Viridiplantae; Streptophyta; Magnoliopsida; Asterales; Asteraceae. The record is from the annotation of a GenBank genome assembly.
AUGCAUUCUGUGAAGGGUGGUCGUCGAGGAUUAAAGUCAAACGAUUUCAUCAGCCAAUUACCGGACGAUGUUCUUCUUGUGAUAAUAUCUCUUUUGUCACUCAAGGAUGCAGUGGUCACUGGCAGUCUCUCCAGAAGAUGGAGAUUCUUGUGGUGUAAGUUACACAAAUUGGAAUUCGAUGCUGGUGAAACAUUAAAUGAUAUCGUUACAGAUCGGAAGCUUCUUCGUGAAGCACGGUUUAUGUUCUUCAAACAGGUCAACGAUGUAAUCGAAAGUUACAACCAACCUGUAAUUCAACACUUUCGGAUUCGUUUCGAUUUGUGUGCAGGUAAUGCAGAAGUUAUUGAUAAGUGGCUCCAAUUCGCAGCAGACAAGAGAGUUGAAAUGCUUGAAUUGGAUUUUAUGAAGCACGGGAUUAAGAUUCGUGAUCCUUGUUUUAAUUAUAAUUUCCCAUUACGAUUAUCAGAUAGAAACAUAGAGCACCUUUUCGAAUGGCCAUCAUCAGCUGUUGCAGUUGUGAAGCUAAUUUCUCUGAAAAAGCUCGUCUUGAAGAGCGUUAACGUGAGUAAUGCAAUCUUAGAGGAACUUCUUGUAAAUUCUCCACAACUUGAAAUGCUUUGUAUCCAUCGCUCCCUGUACAUGAUGCAUGUUGAAAUUGGUGGAAAAGCUCUUAACUUGAAACACUUAGAAAUAACAAACUGUUGUGAGGUUGAAGCUAUUUAUUUAUAUGAUUUUAACCUUAUAACAUUCAUCUACAACGGUCAAGCCAUAGAUUUAGGUCUCACUGAUCUUCCAAAUCUCAAAGAACUGGAUAUCGGUCCAGGACUUGCAAGGUUAAAACCUAAUGUGUUUGGGAAAAUAUCAACUUGUUUUUCAUACAUUCAAGCUCUUUCAUUGAAAAUAGGACAACCAAAGCAAAGUUUAAUCCUUGCUUCCAUUCCUGAACUACCAAAUGUCAAAAACCUGAGGUUGACAAUUGGAGCUCAUGAAGAUGAUUCCCUGCUAGAGGUCGCUUCACUAGCCAACUCAUGUCCAAGUUUGGAGGCUUUUCUGAUUAAGCUCUUAUGGAUUUCACCGAUCAAAAGGAGAAGGGAUAUAAGGCGUGGUGCUACUCGACCCCAUGAACACCUGAAGCUAGUUGAGAUUCAUGGGUAUUAUGGCCGAGGGAGUGAUCUUGAACUUGUGGCUUACUUCAUAGACAAUGCUGUGGCGCUGAAAGAAAUUUUGAUAGAUUCUCGGUGCCAGGCUCGGAAGGGAACUCCAACAUCAGUGAGGUUCUCCAACAUGAAUGAGAAAGCUGCUCGACAUUCUGCCAAGCGACAAAUCCAAUCAAUAACGCCACGUGGCGUUAAAUUGGUGAUUCUUUGA